Molecule: messenger RNA, 2395 nt
Organism: Patella vulgata (common limpet)
Lineage: Eukaryota; Metazoa; Mollusca; Gastropoda; Patellidae
Product: proton myo-inositol cotransporter-like
Exons: 9
Coding region: 430-2166 (578 amino acids)
Biological process (GO): transmembrane transport
Cellular component (GO): membrane
Molecular function (GO): myo-inositol:proton symporter activity
Source: RefSeq, a predicted model, not a curated record
AGGACAACCAUAAAAUUCAGCGAGGAAAACCAUAACGUUAAGAGCGGACAACCAUAACGUUAAGAGAGGACAACCAUAGCGUUAAUCGGGGACAACUAAGGCGUUAAGAGAGGAUAACCAUAAAGUUCAGCGAGGAUAACCAUAACGUUAAGAGCGGACAACCAUAACGUUAAGAGCAGGCAACCAUAACGUUAAAAUGGGACAACCAUGAUGUUUUUUUUUAAGACAACCUUAACGUUAAGAGAGAUGAUGUCAACCACGGUAACCUGAGUAUGGAUUGUGCUCGAGGAACGAUCGACAUUAACAAAAACGGGAAACAUAGGCUUAACUCGUCAUAUGUUGUUGAUUAAUCCCUACAAAAACUCACAUAAUAUAAGGGACUGUUGCUUUAAAUUUUAAACAUAUUGUAAGAAAUCGCCAUUUUACAAAAUGGCUUCUACAGCGAAAUCUAAGAUGGUUGAUGAAAUGGACGGAUCAAAAACUCUUUUAAUCCCAAAGAAGGAACAUUCUGCCUACGUGUAUAUCUUAACGUUUUUCGCAGUUUUAGGUGGAUUUUUAUUCGGAUAUGAUACUGGAAUUAUAUCAGGUUCAAUGUUGUUAAUACGACCUUAUUUUGACUUGGAUACGUUUUGGACCCAGUUGAUUGUGAGUGCUACAGUUGGAUCAGCGGCUGUAUCAGCUUUAAUAGCUGGAUUUAUGUCAGAUUGUCUGGGUAGAAAGGUUGUUAUUAUUCUUGGUAGUUUUGUAUUCGCUGUUGGAGCUGUUGUAAUGGGUGUGGCUGAUUCACAAGUUAUUCUGUUGGUAGGGAGAAUUAUAGUUGGUAUUGGUGUUGGUUUUGCAUCUAUGACAGUACCUGUGUAUGUAGCCGAGGCAGCGCCACCUGAUAUUAGAGGAAGAUUAGUUACCUUAAAUCAACAGUUUAUUACAAUAGGUCUUCUGGCAGCCAGUUUAGUAGCCGGGGGAUUUAGUAGUUGGGAGGACACUGGAUGGAGGUAUAUGUUGGGAUUAGGUGGGGUUCCGGCCAUCUUCCAAUUUUUGGGGAUGUUAUAUCUACCAGAGAGUCCUAGAUGGUUGAUCGACCAGGAGCUCGAAGCUACAGCACGUGCUAGUCUCGUACAGAUCAGAGGUACAGAAGACGUGGAUAAGGAAUUAGAGGAUAUUAAAGAGAGUGUUGCUAAUGCCAAGAAAGCUUCUUUAGAUGAUAACAGAUUAGUAAUAUUCAGAAUCUGGACAACACCACAUGUUAGACGAGCCCAGAUUGUUGGUGCAUUUCUUCAGGUCUUUCAACAAGCGUGCGGUAUUAAUACAAUCAUAUAUUACAGUGCUUCUAUAUUAAAGAUGGGCGGUUUCUCAGUUCAACAGUCUAUAUGGUUGGUGGCUAUACCAUAUAGUAUCAACUUUCUAGCUACAUUUAUAGGAUUAGGUCUUGUUGAUAGGGUGGGCAGAAGAAUCUUACUCUUAGCUAGUUUUAUAGGUGUAUUUAUAUCAUUAGGUAUCAUGGCAACCGGCUUUCAACUAGCAGCUAUAAAUUCUCCACCGAUACAUCUAUAUGAGAAUAACACAGAUAUAGAUACAAGUUGUAAUACCACAGAUUAUAGAUCGUGUAACGACUGUACAACCAACCUAGACUGUGGCUAUUGUUACUCUUCAACAAUGGACGGUUCUUGUCUUCCGGUUGAUUCUAUGCUAGGACGAUGUAAUAAUUCGGAUACAUCGGGAUCUAAAUAUAUCUUUACGUAUGAUUUCUGUCCCAAUGAUUAUGGUUGGAUGUUGGUUGCUGGCAUGGGAUUGUUUGUGACGUCAUUCGCACCAGGAUUAGGACCAAUGCCAAUGACUUUUAAUUCUGAGAUUUAUCCCCUAUGGGCGAGAAGUACUGGGUUUUCUGUCGCCACAGCUGUUAAUUGGUCCUUUAACCUGUUGGUGUCCUUCACAUUCCUUUCAUUGAUGCAGCUUAUUACCAAAUAUGGAACAUUUUGGUUAUAUGGUGGAUUCUGUGUCACAGGAUUCAUAUUUACUCUAAUAUUCGUUCCGGAAACAAAAAAUAAAACUUUAGAAGAAAUGGAAGAUUUAUUUAAAACUGACGAAGAAAGGAAACUAGAAAAAUCAAAAUCAGCGGAAAAUAAAAUAAACGAUAAAAAGGAAACGGGGAACGAAACUGGGUUUUGAUUUCUGUUUAUUCCGUAGGAAAUUGGUUGUUUAUUUAAAUUUUUAAAUUGGGUUUAUUUCAUUUACUUGCUAGCCUGGAGGUCACGUGUUCGAUCCCUGCAUUGGCGGAGAAAGUUUAUCGCGAUUAUCCGGCAUGGUUUCCCCUUGUUUGUGGUGCAGGAAGGAGGGUCUGACAAGGACAGCUGUCUAGUCGUUCGUAUGGGACGAAAAACCGAGGUGCCGUGUAUAC